AUGCUCAGAACCUCUCUUAGAUCGUUGGCCAAACCAGCCUCCAGAGUUAGUCUAAGAUACUACUCUUCUUACCCACUUUCCACCACCGUGACGCUGCCUAACGGAAAGUCCUAUGAGCAGCCUACCGGUUUGUUUAUCAACAACGAGUUUGUUCCUUCCAAGCAGCACAAAACGUUUGAGGUGAUCAACCCCGCCACCGAGGAGGAGAUCUGCCAUGUUUACGAGGCCAGAAAGGAGGAUGUCGAUGAUGCUGUCGACGCCGCAGAAAAGGCCUUCAAGGGCUCCUGGAGCACUGCCGACCCUGCUAUUCGUGGCAAGGCCCUGUGGAACCUGGCCGAGCUGCUGGAGGCCCACAAGGAUACCCUGGCCGCAAUUGAGUCCCUCGACAACGGUAAGGCUCUGCAGUUGGCCCACGGUGAUGUGGCGCUCGUGAUCAACUACAUCAGAUCCUGCGCUGGCUGGGCCGACAAGCUGACCGGUCAGUACAUCGACACUGGCGACACCCACCACACUUACACCAAGAGAGAGCCUAUUGGAGUGUGUGGUCAGAUCAUCCCAUGGAACUUCCCUCUUUUGAUGUGGUCCUGGAAGGUUGGACCUGCUCUGGCUGCCGGUAACACUGUUGUGCUGAAGACCGCCGAGAGCACGCCAUUGUCCGCCCUGUACGCCUCGCAACUUGUCAAGGAGGCCGGAAUCCCAGCCGGAGUGGUCAACAUUGUGUCUGGAUUCGGUAAGAUCACCGGAGACGCCAUUGCCAGCCACCCUAAGAUCAAGAAGCUUGCAUUCACCGGCUCCACCGCGACCGGAAGACAUAUCAUGAAGGUUGCUGCCGACUCCAACCUCAAGAAGGUGACCCUGGAGCUUGGAGGAAAGUCUGCCAACAUUGUGUUUGACGACGCCGACGUCAAGACCGCCAUCAGCGCUCUCGUUGCCGGUAUUUUCUACAACUCCGGAGAGGUUUGCUCUGCCGGUUCCAGAGUGUUUGUCCAGGAGGGUAUUUACGAGGAGAUCCUCAAGGAGUUCAAGGCUGCUGCCGAGACGCUCAAGGUGGGUGACCCAUUCGAUCUGUCCACCUUCCAAGGUGCCCAAACUUCCCAGAUGCAAUUGAACAAGAUUCUCGGCUACGUCGACAUUGCUCACCAGGAGGGAGGUAGACUCAUCACCGGAGGUGAGAGAUUGGGCAACAAGGGAUUCUUCGUCAAGCCAACGAUCUUUGCCGACGUGACCCCAGACAUGAGAGCAUACAAGGAGGAGAUCUUUGGACCAUUUGCCGUGAUCACGCCAUUCAAGACGGCCGACGAGGUGAUCGAGCUGGCUAACGACUCCGAGUACGGACUUGCUGCUGGUGUGCACACCAAGUCGAUCGACACCGCCACCUACGUCUCCAACAAGCUUGAGGCCGGUUCUGUCUGGAUCAACACCUACAACGACUUCCACCAGAUGGUGCCAUUCGGAGGCUACAAGCAGUCCGGUAUUGGCCGUGAAAUGGGUGCCCAGGCUCUCGACAACUACACCCAGUGGAAGGCUGUGAGAAUUGGUCUCCAGAAGCCAACCUAA
This is a messenger RNA of Ogataea parapolymorpha DL-1, 1557 nucleotides long. Its product is annotated as Potassium-activated aldehyde dehydrogenase, mitochondrial. The record is from RefSeq and is a predicted model, not a curated record. NCBI's taxonomy places the organism in Eukaryota, Fungi, Ascomycota, Pichiomycetes, Pichiales, Pichiaceae. The coding region runs from base 1 to 1557 and encodes 518 amino acids. Gene Ontology annotation, molecular function: aldehyde dehydrogenase (NAD+) activity. The transcript has a single exon.